AUGACCAUCAAACAGCAUGUUCCGAGCGCUGUUCGUUUCGACAUCUCUACAGAGCAUAAAGCUCGACGCUCUUUUGAAGCUCACACUCGUUUACCCCCUCACGCUCGUUUCGUACCGGUGACCGUCGUCCGAAGCCAUGUUCACGCCACCGCCGUCACCGUUGCCGAUGCAGGGCACGACUUCCUACGUCGCGCCGCAAUCACCCCUACCAUCCUCGUCCUCAUCACGCUCGAGUCUGAGUCCCAGUCCGAUGCCCUCUCCUGCAAAGGGUCGCGACCCAUUCGUGCUGGCGCAGCCUCCCAAACAACGCACGCGAUCGGACACUUUGGCAGAUGCCAGCGUACGCUCGCUUUCAUCACACUCUCGACACGAUACAUCUGCCAUCCUGCGGCUAUGGACUUCUUUACGGGAGACUCUGCGGAUCCCGCACUUGAUUGGAACGCGGCGCACAUCCACGAACCACAUUCACGCAGACAGAAUACCGGCAGUGCGGUAGCCAGUAUCGCAACACUCACUGCGACUGGUGACGCCGGCUCGUCUGUACUCUUCCCAACGUCUACAGCUUCGGCUUCGGUGGCGGCGUCACAGACUGCAACGUCCACAGCUAGCAGUACAGGCAUACCCACGAUACCCGAAUCAGCGCCCAUCUUGCCCACGCCUUUCCCACAGCCUUUUGAUACGGCGAUGGCUUCUUCGACCAAUAUGAGCUCAUCAUGUUCCGCAUUCAUGACGAACAUGACGGGAACGCUGCCCUUUCGUCAAUGCCGCGCCUUCUCGUUCCUAUCGCAAGUUUCGAGCGAGUUCCUUCAACAGGCGCAGACGAAUGUAUCGCAGCUCAACGUGGACGUCUGGGGAACCUGCAACACAGCUCUAUCCGAGGACCAAUGCUCAUCCAACAUGGCUUGGUUUGCCGAUCAGCUGAAGACGGAUUGUGCGGACGAUCUCAAGUCCCAGAACGCCGAGGUCGUACAGUCUCUUGCCAGUUUGCAAACGUACGGCCUCCUCCGUCAAGCUGGUUGCUUGGCAGACUCGACCACGGGUUCAUACUGCUACGUCGAGGCUGCUGCUUCCACCAAUCCGUCAGAUCUGUACCUGUACUCCUUGCCGUUCGGGUUAGGUCUCCCGACGAGCGCGACACCGUCAUGCUCGACCUGUUCGAAGAGCAUAAUGGCGCUGUACAUGAGCGAGGCGCCGUCAGUGGAUGGGCUCAAACAAACGUACAACGAUGCCGCCGAGCAGCAGAACUCGCGAUGCGGGAGCACCUUCGCUGUGGUCGCCAGCUCACUCCCCGACUCGUCGAAUGCCAGCGGGGCAGACAAGCUGCAUAUUAUCCCGAAGGUCUUCGUGACAACGGCUCUCUUCCUGACCACGGCGGUCUACUGGUUAUAA
Molecule: messenger RNA, 1389 nt
Organism: Peniophora sp. CBMAI 1063
Lineage: Eukaryota; Fungi; Basidiomycota; Agaricomycetes; Russulales; Peniophoraceae
Source: the annotation of a GenBank genome assembly